AUGACAAUUGCUAUAGCAGUCGACUUCAGACUAGGUUCUUCCGCUUCAAAUUCACCUCUUCUUGAAAACACUAACCACAAGCCCAGCUUUUUGUUAGAACGAUCUGAACUGCACUCUUGCUAUCUUCCAAAACGCUCUACAGCCGUUCUUGCAAAUCAGACUGACAAUUCGUCAUGUAUUCAUCACUCAGGCCAGUUUGUUCGGUCUGCUCCUUCCUUGUCUUCCAUUCCUCCAUCGCUUAUUUAUUUGCCUCAACGAAAUGAUUCGCCCAGUAAAGCUACUUCUCAAAUCCCCAUUGUAGCUGGGAAUGUCCCUGGCUUGCCUAGUAAACAUAAUCAGGCUUGUUUGGCGAGUAAGGAAGACACCUAUGUUCUUGACCCCAGCGGAUCGAACAUGUAUACGAGGGUGGUAGGGGACCAAGAUGUUCCUGGGUUUGAAAUUGAUGUGCAGGGGAACUGUGACCAUUGUGUGUCUGAAGCUGGAGUCGGCAUUUACAAACUUGUUCCCAAUUCAUUAAUAGAUCAACAGGUGCCUCUUUCGUCACAAAUAUUACUACAUCCACAUUACCAACCUCAGCUCAAUCCUCUAGACUAUCAGGAAAACAAUAUGCUUUUUCAACAGCAGAUAGGACAGAUAAGGCAUUCACUAGAUCAAGAAGCCCAGUUGCAUCUCCUACGAGUUGGGCACAACCAAGAUCUGCAUCCAUUGCAACUAAAAGGCAUGCAAACGGUUUCGGAAGCUGGACUCAGUUCACCUCAGUUCUCUUGGCUUGUGCGUUCAGACGAAGUUAUUAGCCGAUCGGGGUUUGGCAGCGAGUCUGCGGAAGAGACCCAUCGAUUAGUUGGCGUUCAGCCGACUUCUGAUUAUUUUGAGAGCGCGUUUCAGAACAUAAAAAAGUGA
Molecule: messenger RNA, 900 nt
Organism: Protopolystoma xenopodis
Lineage: Eukaryota; Metazoa; Platyhelminthes; Monogenea; Polystomatidea; Polystomatidae
Source: the annotation of a GenBank genome assembly